This is a messenger RNA of Paecilomyces variotii, 1996 nucleotides long. Its product is annotated as putative chromosome segregation protein. Gene Ontology annotation, molecular function: protein binding; microtubule site clamp. Bases 111 to 1676 code for a protein of 521 amino acids. Gene Ontology annotation, cellular component: monopolin complex; chromosome, centromeric core domain; mitotic spindle. NCBI's taxonomy places the organism in Eukaryota, Fungi, Ascomycota, Eurotiomycetes, Eurotiales, Thermoascaceae. The transcript has 3 exons. Gene Ontology annotation, biological process: homologous chromosome segregation; meiotic sister chromatid segregation; attachment of mitotic spindle microtubules to kinetochore. The record is from RefSeq and is a predicted model, not a curated record.
CGCGAUAGGAUCGCUGUGUUGCGCCUCGAGUCUGGUGCGCCACAGAACACUACAACACUGCGAUUCAAUUAUAUAUACAGUGUGCGACAGUCCCAAUUAAUAUAAGCAAAAUGCCCCCCAAGCGCAAGGCCGUCCAGCUUUCGGGUCUCGUCGACACCGACGACGAAGAUGAUGUUAUGCAGAUGGAUGCAAUCGAAGGCGCAAUACGCAGCGACUCAGAGGCAGAGGAGCGCCCAGUCAAGAAACACAGAGGACGACCUCGAUCGUCCGGACAGGGCGCUCCUGAAACAAAGAAAGCCGCAGUGAAGCCUCGAGCGGCUGCAGUAAGGGGCAGACCUCGAGUGAAUAAAGCCCCGCCAGAACCCCAGCCUGAGGAUCCGAUAGAAAGCGAAAUUGAAACGGGGAACGAUGACUCUCUCGAGAUGGAUCCGCGGAGAGACGUCUCUAACGACGAACUGGACUCGCCUAAGAAUGUAGCGCCAGGAAAGAAGACAGGAAGGCCCGCAGGUACACGAGGGCGGAAGAAGGCUGUUCCCGAAAAACAAGUCAGCAAGGAUGGCGAGUUCGAAUACACACCCAAAAACAGCAAGGCGCUGAAAGCAACAGAUAGAGCAGGGCAUGGAGCCAAGAGGACCGCUGGAACCAGACAACGAGCGGAGACGGACGAGAACGAAGUUGCUAUGGAGAGCCAGGCGCCAGAGAUCGAUGAGACUACUCUCUCUCCAGAGAAUUCGAUUCUUCAGUCACGGCAAUUCUCACCUUCGAAGUUUCACAACGCAGGAAAGACGGGGCAACGCGCCUUGCAAGAAUCGCAGAGUCGCUGGAAUGCUGGUAGAAUGGCAGAGGCGGAGAAAAUUGUCGGAGACCCAGAGUUGAAACGGAGAUUGAGCGACAUGACGAAGAGGUAUGAGAGUCUGGAGUCGAGGUUCCGGACUCUUCGAGAUAUUGGUAUCGUGGAGGCAAAUGAAAAUAUGGAGAAGUUAAAGAAACAGUGCGAGACUACGACAGAAGCAUCGAGCAAACUUGUAGCUUCUUUGAAGGAAGAAUUGGCAGCCCAAAAAGCGAUCAGUCAGCAGACGCGAACGAUUCAGAAGAAGUUGAAGGACCGCGAAAUGCAGGUCGGUGACCUCGAAGCACGAGUGGACGAGCUCACGUCAGAGCUGUCGUCCGCCCAGAACGAAAUCAAAAUGCUGCAGACGAAAUUGACAGCUGCCCGCAACACGGUAGCGAACGUAGAGAGCAUCACAUCAAAGGCGCCUGGGAGUGCUGUUAAAAACACUCCGGCAAAUCGAAGCAUGAUGGCCGCCAACGCGGAAGCAGUCCAGGCUGCUCAAAUCGCACAGCUCAAGGAGGAUCUCUAUAGCGAUCUUACGGGUCUAAUCAUCCGCGAUGUGAAGAAGAGGGAAACGGACGAUAUGUACGACUGUAUCCAAACAGGAGCCAACGGAACUCUUCGCUUUAAACUGGCUGUUGCUCACGAGGCAGAGAGCAAGACCACCAGCAGUCUCGAAUCUGCUGAAUUCCACUACAUGCCGUUGCUCGAUGAGAAUCAUGACAGGGACUUGGUGGAGAUUUUGCCGGAUUAUCUUACCGUCGAUAUCACCUUCUCCCGACAGCAAGCUGCGAAAUUCUAUACGAGGGUCAUGGACGCGUUGACUAAGAGAAGGGCAGACUGAAGAUUUUGUUUAAGAUGAAUUCUCUUACAGCAACAACGUUUCACAGUCUUCUGUUGACUGGGUUGGUGAAUCAAAGAUGGAUUUGGGUGAUCUUUACUGGCGUUACUGUUGCAUACUUCAUUGCAUACUUAUGGAAUACCCUGGGCGACAGCGAGAGGUUAUAUAAAGACAAUUAGCUUAGUUACCGUAAUGUUUUCACGACAUGACUGUCAAAGACUCUCCGAUCCUGAGUCGUCAUGAUAGGAUCAUCCAUGAUUGGCACAUGAGGUGCAACGCAAUUGUUUAUGUAUAGAUUGUUCAAUCCAUCGUCAUCUAUUCAG